UAUCGCUGUAGAUGUGCGGUGAUCCAGAGUUCCAGACCAGACCGAGUCCGUGAACGUGUGCGCUAGCUUAGCGUUACCAAGAACCCGACGCCCCGAGAAACGCGCAUUUUCGGACGGGUCGAUUGAUCGUAAACUUUCGCGUAACCCUUAUUGUCCUCCUAAACGUAAUCGCGUUCGGGUUUAAAACUGAAGGUCAAGGUGGAGGCCGUUAUUUGAUGUUAAAGGCUGUAGAUCUUGUGUCAUACAGCGAGAGAGAGAGGCUCCUGCCAUACAAGAUGGAGUGCCAGUGGAAACCCGACGAACAGGGACUACAGCAGAUCUUACAACUACUCAAGGAAUCACAGUCCCCCGACACAUCCACACAACGUUCCGUCCAACAAAAACUUGAGCAGCUCAAUCAAUAUCCAGACUUCAACAACUACUUGAUAUUUGUGCUCACAAAACUAAAGACCGAAGAUGAGCCCACUCGCUCUCUCAGCGGUCUCAUUCUGAAGAACAACGUUAGAGCCCAUUACCAGAACUUCCCGAACGGCGUCUCUGACUUCAUCAAAAAUGAGUGCCUGCAGAACAUUGGAGACUCCUCACCGCUCAUUAGAGCCACAGUGGGCAUUUUGAUCACAACUAUAGCCUCUAAAGGAGAGUUACAGAACUGGCCAGAACUUCUACCCAAACUCUGUUUACUGCUGGACUCGGAGGACUAUAACACUUGUGAAGGUGCUUUCGGAGCUCUGCAAAAGAUCUGCGAGGACUCUGCUGAGAUCCUAGACAGUGACAUGUUGGACCGCCCACUCAAUGUGAUGAUCCCAAAAUUCUUGCAGUUCUUUAAGCACAGUAGCCCCAAGAUCAGGUCACAUGCAAUUGCCUGUGUGAACCAGUUCAUCAUCAGCAGAACACAGGCCUUAAUGCUGCACAUAGAUCCUUUUAUUGAGAACCUGUUUGCAUUGGCAGGCGAUGAGGAGCCUGAAGUGAGGAAGAACGUGUGCAGAGCUUUAGUCAUGCUUUUAGAAGUUCGACUUGACCGUCUGCUUCCUCACAUGCACAACAUAAUUGAGUACAUGUUACAAAGGACGCAGGACCAGGAUGAAAAUGUCGCUCUGGAGGCUUGUGAGUUCUGGCUCACACUUGCUGAGCAACCGGUGUGUAAAGAGGUUCUGUGUGGACACCUGCCUAAGUUGAUACCAGUGCUUGUCAAUGGAAUGAAAUACUCUGAGAUUGACAUAAUCCUUCUAAAGGGUGAUGUUGAAGAAGAUGAAGCAAUCCCAGACAAUGAGCAGGACAUUCGCCCGAGGUUCCAUCGCUCGCGCACUGUUGCCCAGCAACAUGAGGGUGGAGACUCCAUUGAAGAAGAGGAGGAGGAUGACGAUGAUUUAGAUGAUGAUGAAACCAUCUCUGACUGGAAUCUAAGAAAAUGUUCCGCAGCUGCACUGGAUGUCCUGGCAAAUGUUUUCAGGGAUGAUUUGUUGUUGCAUAUUCUUCCUCUGCUGAAAGAACUGUUGUUCCAUCCAGAGUGGCUUGUUAAAGAGUCGGGCAUACUAGUGCUUGGAGCAGUUGCUGAAGGCUGUAUGCAGGGAAUGAUUCCCUACCUGCCAGAGUUGAUUCCUCAUUUGGUACUCUGUCUCUCUGAUAAGAAGGCUCUGGUUCGAUCCAUCACCUGCUGGACUCUGAGUCGGUACACGCACUGGGUGGUUAGCCAGCCUCCGGACACCUACCUCAAACCUCUCAUGACUGAACUGCUCAAGCGCAUUCUGGACAGCAACAAGCGUGUCCAAGAGGCCGCCUGCAGUGCCUUUGCAACCCUGGAGGAGGAGGCGUGCACUGAGCUGGUGCCGUAUCUCGCUUACAUUUUGGACACGUUAGUGUUUGCUUUCGGUAAAUACCAGCACAAGAACCUGCUCAUCCUCUACGAUGCCAUUGGGACUCUGGCUGACUCUGUGGGCCAUCAUCUCAAUAAACCAGAAUAUAUUCAGAUGCUGAUGCCUCCAUUGAUUCAGAAGUGGAAUCAGCUAAAAGACGAAGACAAAGACCUCUUUCCCUUACUAGAGUGUCUCUCAUCUGUGGCCACUGCUCUUCAAAGCGGCUUUCUGCCAUACUGUGAACCUGUCUAUCAACGCUGUGUCAACCUGGUCCAGAAAACACUCGCCCAGGCUGUGCUUCAUCAGAAUCAGCCUGAGUUCUGUGAAGCUCCUGAUAAAGAUUUCAUGAUCGUGGCUCUGGAUCUGCUCAGCGGAUUAGCAGAGGGGCUCGGUGAAAACAUAGAGCAGCUGGUUGCCCGUAGCAACAUUCUCACUCUUAUGUACCAGUGCAUGCAGGAUAAAAUGCCAGAGGUUCGGCAGAGUUCCUUUGCUCUGUUGGGAGAUUUGACCAAAGCCUCUUUCCAGCAUGUGAAGCCCUGCAUUGCUAAUUUUAUGCCUGUCUUGGGCACCAACCUGAACCCAGAAUUGAUAUCAGUGUGCAACAACGCAACAUGGGCCAUUGGAGAAAUAUCUAUUCAGAUGGGUUCUGAGAUGCAGCCGUAUGUCCCAAUGGUUCUUCAACAGCUGGUGGAGAUUAUUAACAGACCCAACACACCUAAGACUCUGCUGGAAAAUACAGCAAUAACAAUUGGUCGUCUUGGUUACGUUUGUCCUCAAGAGGUGGCACCCAUGCUACAGCAGUUUAUAAGACCCUGGUGCACUUCUCUUCGCAAUAUAAGAGACAAUGAAGAAAAAGACUCCGCCUUCCGUGGCAUCUGCACCAUGAUCACGGUCAACCCUGGUGGUGUGGUGCAGGACUUUAUAUUUUUCUGUGAUGCUGUGGCAUCCUGGGUGAACCCAAAAGACGAUCUUCGAGAAAUGUUUUAUAAGAUCUUGCAUGGGUUUAAGAACCAGGUUGGAGAUGAGAAUUGGAGACGCUUUUCUGACCAGUUUCCCCUUCCACUCAAAGAGAGACUUGCAGCACUCUACGGGGUGUAGAUGUAACCAGGUUAAAGAGCUUAUUACAAUGGGAGGAUGGGAACCUCUAAUACCCAGGGCAUAUGUUGCCCUUUACCUGGGGGGAAGAAGGGUAGUCUAGCAGGGGUGGGAACCAAACAGCCCACUAGACCCCUCUGGACGGGGUGGGAGGGAAGCGUUAGCUGCGGCGCUAGUCGAAGAAACCACGCCAAGCCAAACCAAAACAGGGAAGAAAGCUUUUUCGUCUUGUCAUAACAAUCAGCCAUAAGGGUGAAAACAAAAAUGUUGUUAGCAUUCAUUCACUAGGACGCUCAACGGGACAUCCAAGGGUUUAAAAAAACAAUGACACGAUGAUUUGUGUAAACUCUCUAGGUCCUUUGGAGCACACUGGAAGGUGCCUGGAGAAAAUGCAGAGUGGUUUUGUUUAUUUUCUGGAUUGUACUAUAAAGAGGGUUUAGAUGGGUGGGUGGGGCGUAAAUCUAAACUGGAUGCUAAGUCCUACGCAUGGGGUGACUGCAUGAACGUGUGCAGACAGUGUUUUUGUGUGCCAGCUAUGCACAGCAGUAGACCGCAAACAUUUAAGACACUCUGUCAAACAGGUAACAACUUCAUAAUGUAUCCGUAAAGAUUUAAGUCCUCUCAUGUCACUGUAAGGGGUUUCAUCUGAGUUUUAGACUGGCAGUGCAAUGCAAAGAUAAAAGAAGAGAAAUCCGAACGACUGCAAUUUUAUUUUAUUUUUGACUUGUUAUAUUAAGUUAGCAUGUGUAAAGCGAGAGGGAAGACUACAUAGUAGCACAACACAGUGAAGAUGUUUAAAGAGUUGUUCUGCUCCAUCGCUCUGUACAAGGCUUAUGUUUUCCUACAAUAUCUUUCGUUUAAGUGAAUGAGUCUCAUUCAAUGAUUUCCUGUGUGGUUUGACAUAAACUGUCAGUGAAUGCUGAACACACAUUUUGUUCAUUUUUGGACAUCAUUGUCUUUUCUUUCUUAGUUUGCUCAGAGCAUGAUUUUGAAGGUGCUUGUAAUGUCGGUUUUGACUGACUGGGUUAAUCUGGAUAUUUAGUUGUUUUUUGUGCAUGUUGGUGGCCCGAUGAGCAAUCUAUUUUUCUAGCCCCCCCGAUAUAGACUAGUUUCAGUAAUAAUGCACUUUUCCACACAUACACAAUAGGUGAUGUUUUUUCCAUCCAUAUAUUACUUCUAUCAGUUUCUGUCCAGUUUUCCAUCCAUAUAAAAAACAACUUUCAUUGUGUGUUCAAAAAUGUGAACUUUUUCUUAUUGUAUGUGUGGAAACUUUAUUUGCCUUUUGAGAUGAUCAUGUUCAAUUUCAAACAAAGGAUGUAAGCAGAUGUGUGUUUUAUCAUUUUAGAUCUGAACACCAUGGGAUACUGGCAUGUGUUUGCGUGUGUCUGUCUUGUGUUUGUGUGUUUCUGCAAGACGUUUUUGUCACAUUCCAGCUGUUAUACAUGAAGAACAGAUUAGAGAGGUCCGAAAUCCUUCUGACAUUGUUAAAAAAAAUAAGAACAGAGCAGAAGAUAAGAACAGAAAUAAGAUGUAGGCAGAUAUUAUGAAUGUGUUAAAUGUGUUGUCUUACACUUGAUUGCUGCUAUGUGUUGUUUAUUCCUACUUGAAUAUUUUGUGUUGUAAUGUAGAGACCUCAGGAGGUAUGUUUACUGUUUUUUAUUUUUUUAUUUGCCGUUUUAAUUUCUUUUAUUUAUGCCUUUACCCCCAGUCUCCCAUUUAUUCAUAACAUUAAUAAUAAUAAUAGAGCAAAUCACUGUAAUUGGUUCAGCUGCUGGUGAUAUCCAGGCAUAUUUUUGUCACCUUGUAAAGGAAUGUUUUUUUUGGAGAGGUGUAGUAUCAGAUCCAGUAGAGACUCAAAUACAAGAAAUGACUUACUUAAUAGUGUUGCAAUGCACAGAUUCACAUAGGCAUAACAUGGAAGAAAUUGGCCCUUAUGUAUGUGAACACUUACUGAACAUAUUUAAAUGCAGUAUAUACUGUAUGCCUUGAAGUUGGGGGUGGGGUAUCCGUAUAUUCAUGACACUUGCACAGUAAAGAAUUGUUUUGUUUUCCCCACCCCAGAAUGCACCAACUACUGUACAGUUCUCUGUGUGGAAUUAAGGAAUAAUAACAAUAACGAAGUUAACCUUUGCUCAAAAGCUCCCUUUUUUUUUAUCCGAGAACAAUUUAAUUUAUAGUGAACUUUUAUUUUAUAAUCUGAAAUUGAAAAUAUACAUGAAAAUAGAGAAAGUGAUCAUUUUUAGGGGCCACCAAAUAUUUUGGAUCAUGCAAAGAAUAUAUAUUGUAUUGUAAAAAUUUUGUAAUGAUAUUUGUAUGACAUUGUUCUGGACGUGAGUUUGUUUCACUGCUUGGAUCUGUACAUUGAUAAGAAUAAACCCUUUUCAAA
This is a messenger RNA of Triplophysa rosa, 5334 nucleotides long. RefSeq names its product transportin 1 (gene tnpo1). The record is from RefSeq and is a predicted model, not a curated record. The transcript is spliced from 24 exons. Gene Ontology annotation, molecular function: nuclear import signal receptor activity; small GTPase binding. NCBI's taxonomy places the organism in Eukaryota, Metazoa, Chordata, Actinopteri, Cypriniformes, Nemacheilidae. Gene Ontology annotation, cellular component: cytoplasm; nucleus. Bases 216 to 2951 code for a protein of 911 amino acids. Gene Ontology annotation, biological process: protein import into nucleus.